UGAAAGUAGAUUUGAGUAAACGCAUCCUUUGAUUGACUUGCUCAAUUUUCCACUGGCGUUCGGUAUUCUUCAUUUUUGAGUGCUGUUUGGGGAGUUUUGGACGAUAUUCAGCGCGGGGAUUUUCUUGUGAGAUCAUUUACUUUUCGUUUAAAUCAGUCUUCAAAAUGGCGUCGGAUCACAGUGACAUGGAGGAGGGUGAGGUAGUUGAAGUAAAAGAAGAAACAGACCUGAGACAAAAAUUGCUCAAAAGGGAGCGCUUUGAUGCUGAAGAAGAAGAAGAUGAGGAAGGAUUAUCAAUAAAACCUCCCCCUGUUCCAACUAAGAAACACAAGCAUAGGCACAAAAAUAAGGAAGAAAAAAAGAAAAAACACAGGAAAAAAAGAAGCAGAUCGAGAGAGAAAAAAAAUGAACAAAAAUCAAGAGUCACAGUUCUAAAACCAGACGAUAGAACUGAUCGUAAUAAAUACCCAGAAAAAUAUGAUGAUUACAGAGGAGGUAAAGAUGAGAGAAGGAGAAAUGACGAUAAUAGAAAUUAUGAUCGUGGUAGAGGAAACACAAAUCGUCAACCUAGGAUUCAUGAAAGAAGGGAAGAAUUCGGUAGCCGAGGUGAUGCCAGAGGUGACCGAGAUAACUAUUAUCAUCCAUUGAGAAGAGAAGAUGAUGACAGAAUAAGUGGAGGAGAUAGACAUUCUUCACAAUAUCGUGGUAAAGAUCAUGGCCGAUACCAGACAACAGGUGGGGUAGACUUUCAUACUCGUCCUGGAUCACAAAUCUCAAGAAGAGGAGGUGAAAGUUCAUCAGCACAACAUAGAAGAGAGGAAGUUCGGGGUGGUAGACGAGAUAGACCACCGCCGCCAUUACUUGUUCGACGUUAUGAUGAUGAAGAUGACAGAUCUAAGAAUGAACCAGGAAAAUAUUCAAAACCGUCAUCAACGGUGUCAUCGUCUUCUGAAAGGUCCAAAAUAUCAAUCAGAGAUCAAGAUAGAAAACGAAGAGAUGAAUCACGAAAUAAAUCUCCAACAAAAUCUCAUCGACAAGCUCAAACUUCUACGGGUGUAAGAGUUGAAAAUAAUAUGAAUGAUGAAGUUUUGAGCAUCAAUUCAUCAGAUGAAGAUAUAUCAGAAAAUCAAAAAGACGAAGAAAGUGACAAAGAUGUUACUGAGGAAACGGCAGACCAGAGCCCAGCAGGAUCUGGUUCAGAAGAAGACGUCGAAGCAUCUUCAGGGUCUGAGGGUACUGGUGAGGAGGAACAAGAUUUAUCUGGAGAAGAGAGUGGGAGUGGUGAGGAAGAGGAACCAGGAUCUUCUGAAGAGGAGGAUGCUGAGAGUGGAAAUGAAUCUCCUUUGGAGCCUUUGAGAUCAAAGUUUGAUUCUCCAGAACCUGAUCAAGAAGGUUCAGAAUCUGAUGAUGAUGGACAGGAGGAAGGUGAAGAUGAAAGUGCUGCAUCCGAUUCUGAUCAACAAAUGGAGGAAUCUCCUGUUCCUUCUCCAGAGAUAUUGAAGCCAGAACUUCCAUAUUAUUUACCUGCGAUACAAGGAUGUCGAAGUGUUGAUGAGUUCCAGUGUUUAAAUCGAAUUGAAGAAGGCACUUAUGGUGUUGUCUAUAGAGCAAAAGACAAGAAAACAGGUGAAGUUGUUGCAUUAAAACGUUUAAAAAUGGAGAAAGAACGUGAGGGUUUUCCUAUCACAUCUUUAAGAGAAGUUUGCACUUUAUUAAAAGCACAUCAUCCUAAUAUUGUUACAGUACAGGAAAUUGUUGUCGGAUCGAACAUGGAUAAGAUAUACAUUGUGAUGGAUUAUGUUGAACAUGAUUUGAAAAGUUUGAUGGAAACUAUGAAGCAACCUUUCCUCGUUGGUGAAGUUAAAACAUUGAUGAUUCAAUUAUUAAGAGGUGUCCAUCAUCUACAUGAUAACUGGAUAUUGCACAGAGAUUUAAAAACAUCUAAUUUGUUAUUGAGCCACAGAGGAAUAUUGAAAAUUGGGGAUUUUGGACUUGCGAGGGAGUACGGAUCACCAUUGAAACCUUAUACACCCAUUGUUGUUACAUUAUGGUAUCGAUCUCCUGAGUUAUUACUAGGAUGCAAGGAAUAUUCAACAUAUAUAGACAUAUGGAGUGUUGGUUGUAUAUUUGCUGAACUUCUAACAAUGAAACCUUUGUUUCCCGGGAAAUCUGAAAUAAUGCAACUCAACUUAAUAUUUAAGGAACUCGGUACACCAAGCGAAAAAAUUUGGCCAGGUUACGAUGAGUUGCCGAUGGUGAGAAAAGCGACUUUUGUAAAUUAUCCAUAUAAUCAGUUAAGAAAAAGAUUUGGAACAAGCAUAACUGAGAAAGGAUUCAAACUUCUGAACAGGUUUCUCACAUACUGCCCAAGCAAGCGCAUCACUGCCCAAGGAGCGUUAAAGCAUGACUGGUUUCAUGAAACUCCACAACCCGUUGAUCCUGCUAUGUUUCCAACGUGGCCUGCAAAGAGUGAACAACCCAGGGUGAAGAAAGUUGUUGACAGUCCUAAAGCUCCACAGGGUGGAAAAGAAUACAACAGUCUUAUAAAUGAUGAAGAAGGAUUAGUCACAGGAUUUCAAUUAACUGCACCAAAGCACGGAAUAAGUAAACAUGGAGUUGGAUUCAAUCUAAAGUUCUGAAAGCAUCUUGUCAGUAAUAUAGUCUUCAAACUUGCUCGAUAACUACCCUACCUGGAAGACAUGGGAAGAACCUGAAAUUUCAGUUUGAGGACCUGGUGGUACUACAGAAUGAACAGAUAUGCUCCCAGUGCCAUGUAGAAACCUGGCUUACAAAAUUCUGUGGUUUGUUUGAAAGAAUGGCAAUUUAUACUUCUUUACUAUGUUUUAUGAAUAAAAUAUUGUUGAUAGUACAAUCAAUGCACGUCAA
Molecule: messenger RNA, 2886 nt
Organism: Styela clava
Lineage: Eukaryota; Metazoa; Chordata; Ascidiacea; Stolidobranchia; Styelidae
Source: RefSeq, a predicted model, not a curated record